ACCAACGGUUCGUCAUGAAGUAGAUCACGUUUUCUAAAAAUAAAAAUGAGACUCUCGCGGCGAAGGUUUAUAUAUAUUUUUGCUAUUAUAAUUUUGAUUAUAAUCGCUGUCAAACUUCUUUAUCAAAAAAAAUAUGGCGGCGCAACGAGUACCACUGCAACAAAUUUUUUGCUUAAUCAGAGGUUCGAAACGUGGAUAGAAACGUACUUGAGCAACGAAUCUGCCAAUUUGGGUGAUUUCGGCGAAGCUGCUUACCUAUCUGACAGCGAAAAACAGAACGGCUCACUGGUUUACUCGAAAAGAGCAGUGAACGUAGUUUUGUCGAACAAGAUACCGCUGCAAAGAAGAAUCCGCGACAUGCGCGACCCUCUAUGCAAAAGCGUGACUUAUGACACUAAGUUGCCAACUACAAGUGUAGUGAUAAUAUUUCACAACGAAGCCUGGAGCGUACUACUCCGCACGGUGUACAGCGUCUUGCAGGAGUCGCCGCCCAAGUUUUUGAAAGAAAUCAUCCUCGUGGACGACAACAGCAACGAAGAAGAGCUCGAGGAUAUACUGGCGUAUUACAUCGAAACGCGUUUACCGAAAAAAGUCAAAUUACUGCGUCUGCCUAAGCGACAAGGCCUCAUACGAGCUCGUCUGGCAGGUGCGCAGCAGGCGACUGGCGACGUUCUGGUGUUCCUCGAUGCCCACUGCGAAGUGACCAAAGGAUGGCUGUCGCCGUUGCUUCACAGAAUAAAGGCGAGACCGAACGCCGUGUUGAUCCCCGUGAUAGACGUCAUAGACGCCAAGACGUUGGAGUAUAAGCUGGCGGCGAGGGGCUCGCAUAUGCCCAUCGGAGGAUUCAAGUGGACCGGAGAUUUUACCUGGAUAAAUAUGGAGGAUUCGCCUAAGCGGACGACGGCUUCGCCGAUUGACCCCAUUAACACGCCUACUAUGGCGGGAGGACUUUUCGCCAUAGACAGGAAGUACUUUUGGGUUAUAGGAAGCUACGACGAGCUUAUGGACGGCUGGGGUGGGGAGAAUCUGGAGAUGUCGUUUAGAAUAUGGCAGUGCGGAGGAAGCAUCGAGAUCGUGCCUUGUUCCAGGGUGGGUCAUAUUUUCAGGGACUUCUUCCCCUACGAGUUUCCAAGCAGUAGGGACACUUAUCUAAUCAACACCGCGCGGGCGGCGCACGUUUGGAUGGACGAUUACAAGAGACUGUUUUUCCUGCACCACAAGAACAUGGAGGGCAAUACCAAAGAAAUCGGCGACUUAACGGCUCGCAAGAAGUUGCGCGAAAGACUGCAGUGUGCAAGUUUCAAGUGGUACCUCCAGAACGUGUAUCCGGAAAAGUUUAUUCCAGACGAGAACGUGCUAGCUUACGGCCGAGCUCGUUCGCCUCGUCGAAAUUUGUGCCUCGACAGUAUCACGAGCAACGAUGAACAUCCGUUUUUCUUAGCGGUGAAUAUUUGUCAGGAUGAUCUCACGCCUGAACAGUAUUUUUCUGUAGACGAAUUCGGUCAGUUGAGAAAGGAAAACGUGUGCGCCACUAUUGUUAAGGACAGUUUUAUGGUGCAGAUGGUCUCCUGCAAUAAGCACGUCGAGCCGAAGAAGUGGAGAUUAACGAAGUACGGACAAAUCAUGCACGUUCAAAGCGGCCUCUGCCUCGACGCCAGUGGGCUGAAGAGCAGCCAAAAAAUCCUAGCUAGAACUUGUUCCAAAAACACGCCGGAUCAACAGUGGAAAUUCGAUCACUACGUCUGAAACAAUACCAUAACGCCUAGAUAACCUCUUAACUAAUUUUUAAUAAAAAGAAUUUAACUAUUUUUCUACAACAAUCAAA
Messenger RNA from Nasonia vitripennis (jewel wasp), 1825 nucleotides. Its product is annotated as polypeptide N-acetylgalactosaminyltransferase 1. The record is from RefSeq and is a predicted model, not a curated record. The transcript has 8 exons. Gene Ontology annotation, cellular component: Golgi apparatus. Lineage: Eukaryota; Metazoa; Arthropoda; Insecta; Hymenoptera; Pteromalidae. Bases 46 to 1746 code for a protein of 566 amino acids.